AUGGAAGAACUGAAAAAAAAUGUACACAAAUACAACAACCCUUUUUACUUACGAGCAUUUAACGUUCAAUCUUCGGAUGAACUCGGUGAAGAUAAAAGGUUAAAUUUCAAGAAAACAUAUAGAAAUGAAACAUUGUUUAAAGUUCAUUCAGAACCUAACCAAGAUGGAAACAAACCUACUUUUGUUUCUGCAGACGAUGGAACUACAAUGAGAUGGGGUCAUAAAGCUAAUCCGGAUAGGUGGUUCAUAAACUUACAACCUCAAUUCCAAGAAGUUGUAGACGCAAUGGAAGUCAAUGGUGAACCAGAUAUAGCUGGUAUUUUCAGCGCGGCUUUAAUGCCAUUGAAAGAUAUGAAAGAUGCAGAUAUUUUGGACCAGUAUGAAAUGAACAUGGCUGAUGGAAAUAUAACACCUGACGUUCUAGAACAUUUAUCUCAAAGAACUACACAGAACCAUAAAGAUGGUAUAUUUGGUGAAGAGUUUAGAAAGAAAGUUAGGGAGAGAGAAGGAAGAGAACCUAUUGUACAUGACCUUGCAAAUGAAAGUUUACAAAAUGUCAUAAAAACUUACUUUGCAGACAAUGAACUGAGAAGGGAUGAAUAUUUAAGAAAACUCAAAUGGACAGUACCAAAUGAAAUGUUAGUAUUGAAAAACAUGUUCCUUGACAAAAUAAAACCAACUACAGAAAUAAAUGACGAAAGACUGAAAGAUUGGGUAGAAGCUUUCCCAUUCACAAAAGAUAUUGUUGGUAACAUGGAAAGAAAACCAGAAUGGCUACAAAAACAUAUAUUUGGAAACGAGCUUAUUCCAUAUGGACAAGCUCUGUUUGAAGAGCUUGAACCAGAAACUCAGGAAAGAGUCAUGCAAACAAUACGCGAAGACUCAAAUACAGACUAUGACAAACUCUUUCUAGGAUAUAGGUUACCUGAGAUGGGCGACCAGAGCCAAAAGGCAAAAAGGACAUGGGAAAUUUGCAACAUACUAGAUGAACAUAAUGCAAAGAUGCAACAACUUCAAGCAGAGGGCAAUGAAGGAAAAAGAAGAGUUAAAAACUCAGUCAGGAAGAAAGUAAAGCUUGGUCGGAGUGGGUUCUAUUAUGACAUAUAA
Messenger RNA from Trichomonas vaginalis G3, 1107 nucleotides. RefSeq names its product protein of unknown function, DUF4106 family. The transcript has a single exon. Lineage: Eukaryota; Parabasalia; Trichomonadida; Trichomonadidae. The record is from RefSeq and is a predicted model, not a curated record. Bases 1 to 1107 code for a protein of 368 amino acids.